Diutina rugosa is the source of this 696-nucleotide messenger RNA. RefSeq lists its product as uncharacterized. The transcript has a single exon. The record is from RefSeq and is a predicted model, not a curated record. Gene Ontology annotation, cellular component: mitochondrion. Gene Ontology annotation, molecular function: acetylpyruvate hydrolase activity. NCBI's taxonomy places the organism in Eukaryota, Fungi, Ascomycota, Pichiomycetes, Serinales, Debaryomycetaceae. Bases 1 to 696 code for a protein of 231 amino acids.
AUGUCCCUCAAGUACAUCGACAACGCCCGGAAAAUCCUCUGCAUCGGCCGCAACUACGCCGCCCACAUUGCCGAGCUCAACAAUGCCAAGCCGAUGCAGCCGUUUUUCUUCCUCAAGCCGCUGUCGCUGGUGCUCAAACCCAACGACGGCCCCUUCCUCGUCCCCAAAGGGGUCGUCGUCCACCACGAGGUCGAGUUGGCAUUUGUGUUGAACCGCACCCUCAAAAACUUGCCCGCCGACUUCUCCCCCGAGGAGGCGUUGGAGUGUAUCGAUGGCUACGCCCUCUCCAUCGAUAUGACGGCGAGAAACGUCCAGGACGAGGCCAAGAAGAAGGGGUUGCCGUGGCUGAUCGGCAAGGGGUUCGACACGUUUUUGCCGUUGUCUCACUACAUCCCUAAGGAAAAGAUCCCCGACCCUUACAACGUCGAGUUGGUGCUUAAGGUCAACGGCGAAACCAAGCAACAGGACUUGACCAACUUGAUGUUGUUCCCCAUUCACAAGAUCUUGUCGCACAUGUCGCUGAUCAUGACCCUCGAAAAGGGCGACUUGAUCUUGACCGGUACUCCCAAGGGCGUCGGCCCCAUCAACCCCGGCGACAAGGUCGAGGCCUUCCUUAACGUCGACGGCACCACCAUCGAGCUGCUCAAGUUCGACGCCGAACAGAAGCCCGGCCCUUACGAGUACAAGGAAACGUAA